Molecule: messenger RNA, 4133 nt
Organism: Amaranthus tricolor (Joseph's coat)
Lineage: Eukaryota; Viridiplantae; Streptophyta; Magnoliopsida; Caryophyllales; Amaranthaceae
Product: cell division control protein 48 homolog C
Exons: 10
Coding region: 1276-3702 (808 amino acids)
Biological process (GO): ribosome biogenesis
Cellular component (GO): nucleus
Molecular function (GO): RNA binding; ATP hydrolysis activity; preribosome binding
Source: RefSeq, a predicted model, not a curated record
UUGCAAGAAAUAAAAGAAAAAGUUUAAAUAUGCCAUAUGUCAAACUCUGAAUGGUCCUUAUCUUCUUUUAAUUAAAACAUAGAGUAAAUAUCCAAAUAAAUUAUAAAAAAACAAAACCUUCUAAAAAUUAAAAAUGAAUUAAAAAAGAACCCCUCUCUCACCACAAGUACCACCAACCACCCUCCCCAUAGCCACCCACCCACCCUGAAACCAUUACCCUACAACCCCUUUUCCGGCAACCCUCCUCCCACGACCCCACUUCUCGCGACCUUCCCCCUCCCUAAAAUCCCCUUUGCGCAAACCUUUCUCCCCUAAAACCCCUUUCUGCAACAAUUGUCACCUCAAUCACAACCAUAAGCACCGUGUUUGGAGUAAAUCUAUCAAGGGGGUUGCAACCUCCAUUAACGCAGGUAAGAAAUCAUCCCCACAACAAUUUUCAGUUUCAUCAAGGUAAAUUAAGUAAGACCCAUAUCUCAUAAAAAAUGAAUAAGAAAAAAGUUCUAAUUGUAGUGUUUUGAGAUGAAACAUUGGUACAAUUUUGAGACCUAAAUUGAACAUUGUCAUUGCCUCAUUGGAGACGAGAGAGAAGGUUGUACAUAUGUCAAUGGUGGUGGGUAUUCCUCAAAUGGAUAAUGAAUAUGUGAUGGAGAAGGUGGUUGGAUGAAUUCAUGGGAGAGGGACUCCAAGAAGGGGAUUGCAGGGUAGGAUGGUGCUAGGUAGAGCCUGUGUGUUCGGUAUUAGUGGUUGUGAGUGGCAAAGGUUGUGACUCUUUUCGUGGACAGAGAGAGGUGGGGGGUUGUGAGGUGGGUGAGCACGGAAUAAGUUUUCUUUUCUUAUUUUUUUUUUCAUUUUUGAGUUUUAAUAUUAGAGGAAAUAAAUGGAAAAAUUACCCGAUAAACAAGUUGUAGGUCAUUUGGACCCGUAAAGGAUAAUGCGGUGCAAAUGUCGAAUUUUUCAAAAAUAAUCAAAAGAAUCACCCAAAGAUAAAUUUUUAAAAUUAAAUUUUUCAUUUGAUCGAUAACUCAAAUAAAUACCUUAAGACGUUUUUCUUGAAAAUUACCUUAAAAUCCAACAUAAUUUUUAAAUUUUUUUUAAAAAAACCUUUUUUUUUCUCAAUGUUCACAGCUAAUAAGAAACCCGGAGUAAUAAAUAGUAGAAGUAUUAGAAUAAUAGAAUUACAAUUAGAAUUAGGGCAGUCAAGGGUAGACAGACACUCUAGGUCGGCGGCAGGCACGGUAACGCAGAAUUGGUUUUCCCGGCCGCCGCAUCACCGCCAUGGUUAGAAGAAGAAACGGAGGUAGUACUCCAUCUAAACGUCAAUCUACGUUAUCACCCGCCGUUUUACACCGCCGUAUUGAGUCCUGUAAUAUUAGUCAUCUCUCUUCCGACGAUAUCGCCGAGCAUCUCUACUCCGCAUACCCCGAUUACAAACACUACAAACUUAUCCCUUUUCGGUCUAAAAUCCGGCAAAUCCUCCAGCGUUCUCAAUUUUUUUCCGCCAUUGAUGAUGAGAGUGAAUCUUUAGAGCAUCAAAGUCCUUCCAGGAAAAAGCGAAAGCAUGUUAUUGAUGAGGGAGAAAAGAAAUUGAUUGAAAGAGAAAAUACCCAUUCUCAAAUGAGGAGGAAAUAUAAUUCUUCUGAUUCAUCUGACACUUCGGUUUCAACUUCGGAGGAUGCAAUUUACGGCGAGGAUGUGAAACCCGAGUUUGAUUUAAUGAAAUCUAUGCUAAGAGCAGGAUAUGGGGAUGAAAAAUCGCCGACACUGAAUUCGAAAUUGAAGUACGGAGUUGUUGGAGAGGAGAGGAAUGUGGAGAUGGAGGAUCUGAGAAGAGAGAAAAAGAUUGGGGAUGCUGCAUUAGUAAGAGGGGGUAAGAUUACAAGUGAUGUGAUGGAGGAUAGAGAAUUGAAUAAUGUUGGUUUGAAUGGGGAAAUUAAGGGUAAAGAAGGACCUAGGUUUAAGGAUUUUGGUGGGAUUAAGAAACUUUUGGAUGAAUUAUUGAUGGAAGUGGUGGUGCCUCUUUAUCACCCACAGAUACCACAAAUGUUGAAUACCAAACCCACAUCUGGGAUUUUGUUUUAUGGUCCUCCUGGUUGUGGCAAAACUCAAUUAGCUCGCGCCAUUGCCAAUGAGACUGCUCUUCCUUUUUAUCAAAUUUCUGCUACUGAGAUUGUGUCUGGUGUUUCUGGUGCUUCGGAAGAGAAUAUUCGUGAAAUUUUUGCAAAAGCAUAUAGAACUGCUCCAUCCAUUGUGUUUAUUGAUGAAAUUGAUGCAAUUGCUUCGAAAAGAGAAAAUCUGCAGAGAGAGAUGGAGCGGCGGAUAGUUACUCAAUUGUGUACUUGCAUGGAUGAGUCCCAUAGGCCUGUAAAGCCCAAUGAUAACCUUGCUGAUCCUGAAGAUGAGGAUAAGGGCCAUAAGGCAUCAGGGUAUGUUCUUGUUAUUGGAGCUACUAAUAGGCCUGAUGCUCUUGAUCGUGCACUCAGGCGGGAAGGGCGAUUUGGACGGGAGUUUUCUUUAGGAGUUCCUAAUGAAGAUGCAAGGCUUGAGAUACUAUCAAAGUUGACACAGAAGCUAAGGCUUGCUGGGGAUUUUGAUUUGCCAAAAGUAGCCAAGGCCACUCCAGGGUUUGUUGGUGCGGAUUUGGUAGCUUUGGCUAAUAAGGCUGGUAAUCUUGCGAUGCAAAGGAUAAUUAAUCAAAGGCGGUUGGAGCUAUCUAAGGAAGAUGUGGGCUAUGAUGAAGAUUGGUGGAAGGAACCUUGGUCAAUUGAAGAGCUGAGAAAUCUAAGCAUUACGAUGGCGGACUUUGAGGAGGCUGCAAAAAUUGUGCAGCCAUCUUCAAAAAGAGAAGGAUUCUCUGCCAUUCCUAACGUGAAGUGGGAGGAUGUUGGAGGGCUUAGCAUGUUGAGAAAGGAGUUUGAACUCUAUGUUGUUAACCGUAUAAAAUAUCCUGCACAAUAUGAGGAAUCCGGAGUAGACUUAGAAUCAGGCUUUUUGCUUUAUGGCCCCCCUGGUUGUGGUAAGACUCUGAUUGCCAAGGCAGUAGCCAAUGAGGCUGGAGCCAAUUUUAUACAUAUCAAGGGACCUGAACUUUUAAACAAGUAUGUUGGUGAGAGUGAAUCGCAAGUACGAACACUAUUCAAUCGUGCGAGAACGUGUGCUCCAUGCAUAAUUUUCUUUGAUGAGGUGGAUGCUCUAACAACAGAACGUGGAAAAGAAGGCGGCUGGGUCGUUGAGCGGCUUUUGAACCAGCUUUUGAUUGAGCUAAAUGGUGGAGAUCACAGGCGUGGUGUUUUUGUUAUCGGUGCUACAAAUCGACCCGAAGUGAUAGAUUCUGCAUUGCUGAGGCCCGGAAGAUUCGGAAAACUAUUAUAUGUUCCUUUACCAGAUCCUGAUGAGCGUGGCUUGAUUUUAAGAGCUUUAGGUAGAAAAAAACCAGUUGAUAGCUCCGUAGAUUUGCUUGAGCUGGGGAAAAGAGAGGCUUGUGAAAAUCUGAGCGGAGCUGACCUUUCUGCACUGAUGAAUGAAGCUGCAAUGGCUGCACUGGAAGAGAAGCUGAGGCCUCCCCAGAGCCCUUCUGAAGACCGCCCUCAAAUUACCAUCAAGUCUGAACAUUUUGAGCAAGCCAUGAAGAAAAUUACUCCAUCCGUUUCUGUUAAGCAAAAGCAGUAUUAUGAAAGACUGUCAAAGACUUUCCGAGCAGCCUAAAAUGAGUUUCCGAGCAGCAAAAGCAGUAUAUAGGGUCUGCGUCGCUUCAUAGGUCUUAACAUGGAUGCUGUUCCUGCGAGGGCUGAAGUAGUUGAUGCAUCAUUGUGCCUCACUCCGAAUUGGCUUUUCAUAUUCCUUCACAAUUUUGUUCACAAUUUUGUCGUGUCAUGGUAUCUACUUUUUCGUCUCAUUGAAUUUGUUACAUAUGCAUUUUCAAUGUAAGCUUUUUAUACCAAAUAUAACAAUUUAAUGAGACUAAAAGAGUAGUAUAUAUAUAUUGCUUUUGUUUUAGAAUUAUCACGAUUUAUAUAUUAAACCUGGUACUGGUACAAUUUACGCGUUAUAUAAUUAUAGAUGCUUUUAAAUACAAUAGUAAUUUUUUAUUUAACAAAAAAUUUAUGUUACUUAUAUGGUGCAAAAUAUGCUUUUGA